AUGUCGGAGGCGUCGGAGCUGCCUUGGCUGGCUCGAUUGGUUAAUCAUGUUCUCACGCCAGGCUCUGCCCUUUCGCCAGUGGUGUGGAUUACGUUUAAUGUUGUAAUGGUCGCGCUCUUUUUGUGCUGGCUAUCGCUGGUCUUCGCCAUGCCUGACAACGUUCACAUCUGGGUGUUUGGAUUUCUUGGAGCCGGCUUAGCCUUUUUAACAAACUGGUUAUUUAAAGAGAUUUUUAGCUCUGAAUCGGCUGAGGAGACGAAGCACGAGGAAUUCACGCCCGGCACGGCGGAAUCACAUGAAAAGAAGAAGGAUUAA
Messenger RNA from Trypanosoma rangeli, 315 nucleotides. RefSeq lists its product as uncharacterized. Gene Ontology annotation, biological process: vacuolar proton-transporting V-type ATPase complex assembly. The transcript has a single exon. The record is from RefSeq and is a predicted model, not a curated record. Bases 1 to 315 code for a protein of 104 amino acids. Lineage: Eukaryota; Euglenozoa; Kinetoplastea; Trypanosomatida; Trypanosomatidae.